UCCAUGCCAUGCAACUAUGCACAGCGUACCGGAAUCGUAUAGCAAAAGGCACCAGGCCAGUUCAUUUCACGAACGCGGGCAGCUGAAAUGGCCUCGUUGCCACGUUCCUUAGCGCCCGUGCUCUUCUUUGCCGUCCUAUCCUUGUACGCAUCCGUCCCAUCCGCAGCUUCCUCCGAUGGCUUCCUCGACUGCCUGUCCGCAGCCAUACCCAAGCAGCUCUUGUACACGCAGAGCUCUCCUUCCUUCACGUCGGUCCUGGUGUCCUCCAUCCGGAACCCCAAAUUCUCGACUCCCGGAACCGUGAGGCCCCUCUGCAUCGUCACCCCGACGAAUGCCUCCCACGUCCAGGCCACCGUCGUCUGCGGCCGCCGGCACGAUGUGCGCAUCCGCGUGCGCAGCGGCGGGCAUGACUACGAGGGCCUCUCGUACCGGUCCGAGCGCCCCGAGGUGUUCGCCGUGGUCGACAUGGCGGACUUCCGCUCCGUGCGCGUCGACAAAGCAGCGGCCACGGCGUGGGUGGACUCCGGCGCCACCAUAGGGGAGCUGUACUACGCCAUCGGGAAAGCCAGCAAGCAGCUGGCGUUCUCUGCCGGCCUGUGCCCGACGAUCGGCGUCGGCGGCCAUUUCAGCGGCGGCGGCUUCGGCAUGCUGCUGCGCAAGUACGGAGCCGCCAUCGACAGCGUCCUGGACGCCACGCUUGUCGAUGCCAACGGGAGACUCCUCGACAGGGACUCCAUGGGGAGCGACCUCUUCUGGGCCAUCCGCGGAGGCGGCAGCCUCAGCUUCGGCAUCGUGCUGUCGUGGAAGGUGAAGCUCGUGCCAGUCCCGGCCACGGUGACCAUGUUCAGCGUCCCCAAGCCCGUGGACCAGGGCGCCGUGGACAUCCUCACUAGAUGGCAAGACGUCGCCCCGGCUCUCCCCGAAGAUCUAUUCAUAAGGGUGCUCGUCCAGAAAGAGGUCGCCAACUUCCAGUCCAUGUUCCUGGGCACCUGCGACGCGCUCCUGCCGUUGAUGCGCAGCCGCUUCCCGGAGCUCGGCAUGAACCGGUCGCACUGCAAGGAGAUGACAUGGAUCCAGUCCGUGCCUUACAUCUACCUGGGCAGCAGCGCCACCGUGGAGGACAUCCUGAACCGAACCGCCUCCACGAGCAGCUUCAACAAGGCUACGUCGGAUUACGUCCUUCAGGCCAUCCCCAAGGAUGCGUGGACUAAGAUCUUCGCCUGGCUAGCGAUGCCGAACGCCGGGCUCAUGAUCCUGGACCCUUAUGGCGCCAAGAUCAGCAGCUUCCCCGAGUGGGUGACGCCGUUCCCGCACCGCGACGGCGUGCUGUACAACAUCCAGUACAUGAAUUUCUGGUCGGCCACCACCAAUGGAGGUGGAUCGAACCAAGCAAGGUGGCUCAAGGACUUUUAUGCGUUCAUGGAACCGUACGUCAGCAAGAACCCAAGGCAGGCGUACGUGAACUACAGGGACCUUGACCUCGGCAAGAAUGUCAUUGUAGGCAACGUCUCGAGCUAUCAGGCCGGUAUGGUUUGGGGAGAGAAAUAUUACAAGGGUAACUUCAAGAGGCUGGCAAUGGUCAAGGGCACGGUGGAUCCGGAAGAUUAUUUCAGGAACGAGCAGAGCAUCCCUCCACUCGUGGCGAGCCAGUGACGAGGAUAUGCUGUGUGGUCACUCAUCUUCAUGUUUAGAUGGCUGGUGGUCUUUUCCCGUCUAUUUUUGUUUACAUUGUGUUAUAUGUUAGCGCAGGCAAGAUAAAGCUUACAAAACAUCUGCUCGAUGUAACAAAAUAUCCAAUUUGACAAACUAUAUUGUGGUCAUCGUCAAUUUUGUACACCACCGUCCAGUCCAACUCCCGCUGGUAACAAAUAAACCGAGAUGGCUUUUUCAGUG
This is a messenger RNA of Brachypodium distachyon (stiff brome), 1893 nucleotides long. Its product is annotated as berberine bridge enzyme-like 27. Gene Ontology annotation, molecular function: FAD binding; oxidoreductase activity. Bases 88 to 1653 code for a protein of 521 amino acids. Lineage: Eukaryota; Viridiplantae; Streptophyta; Magnoliopsida; Poales; Poaceae. The record is from RefSeq and is a predicted model, not a curated record. The transcript has a single exon.